AUGACCGAUUAUCAGUCAUCUCACUAUGGCCAUCCCGUCCCAGACGUGAGCAAGCCCUUUCAACUGAGAUGUCCCGAUAACACAGACCUCUGGCGUAUUCCUCCAUCGACAGAUCGCGGCAACACACCUCACAUCUACCGUACCGUGGCCGCCUCAGAUUUCAAGUCAGCAAAAGUCACCGUCUCCGGACCCUGGACUAAGCUCUAUGAUCAAGGCGGACUUUGCAUGAUCAUCGAAAUACCGGGCGCGAAGCAGAACAAAUGGAUCAAGACAGGAAUCGAGAUGCUGAAUGGCAAGCCUCGUGUUAGUGUUGUUGGUACCGAUACCUGGUCAGAUUGGAGUUUGCACCCGGUCGUUGCGGCCGACAAGGUAUCUGCCACCAUUGAAAUGGUUGUCGAGCAUGAUCAUUUGUGGGUUUAUUUGCUCGGUGAUGAUGGCGAGCGUCACCCGAUGAGAGAAAUCACGUGGUGGAAUGCCUUGCCAAAGGACGCAGAGUGCAAGGUCGGUGUCUCGGCAGCGAGACCAGCCAGCGAAGGAGGUGAAUUAAUUGUGCAUUAUAAGGAUUUUAUCAUCAGCGCAUAG
Messenger RNA from Aureobasidium musti, 582 nucleotides. Lineage: Eukaryota; Fungi; Ascomycota; Dothideomycetes; Dothideales; Saccotheciaceae. The record is from the annotation of a GenBank genome assembly.